AUGUCUUCGACUCAGGGCAGUGGGGAUCACUGGAAGUCACUGGAGUCUGUGGGCAUCAGCCGCAAAGAGCUGGCCAUGGCCGAAGCCCUGCAGAUGGAGUAUGAUGCUCUAUCCCAGCUUCGGCACGACAAGGAGGAAAGCAGAGCCAAGCAGAACACAGACCCCUGUCUCAUCAGCUGGGAUGAGCCCGUCCUAGACUUCUACAGCAAGCCAGCGGGAAGGCGGAAGGACCUCAAGCUCUUACGUGGUCUUUCUGGCUCUGACCCUACCCUCAAUUACAACUCGCUCUCCCCACAGGAAGGGCUGCCCAACCACUCUACCUCCCAGGGCUCCCAGCCUGGCCCAGAUCCCUGGCCCAAAGGCUCCCUGGCCGGAGACUAUCUCUACAUUUUUGAUGGUUCAGAUGGGGGGCUCUCUUUGUCCCCAGGACCGGGGGACACAGAUGACUCUUUUAAGAAACUGUCCCCACCUCCUCUGCCUCCCCGAGUCUCUAUCUGGGACACUCCUCCCCUGCCUCCCAGAAAGGGGUCCCCCUCAUCCUCCAAGAUCUCCCAGCCCAAUGACAUCAACACUUUUUCUUUGGUCGAACAACCUCCAGGCAAACUGCUGGGGCAUCGGCUCCUAGAAGAGGAAGAGGAGCUGGGAGGUGGCGGUCCAGGGCGCCUACUGGGGUCCAUGGACUACGACGGUAUCAAUGAUGCCAUUACACGGCUCAACUUGAAGUCAACCUAUGAUGCAGAGAUGCUGCGGGACGCCACCAGGGGCUGGAAGGAGGGCCGGGGACUCCUGAACUUUGGCAAGGACACUCCUGGAAAACCUGUGGCCCGGAGCAAGACCAUGCCCCCUCAGGUGCCCCCCCGCACCUACACCUCCCGCUAUGCCAACCGGAAAAAUGGGACACCUGGCAAGAACCUCCAGAUUUCUGCAGCUCCAGUGGGCUCCCGGCCCCAUGCCGUCGCCAAUGGCCAUGAGUUGUUUGAGGUCUCAGAGGAGAGAGAUGAGGAAGUUGCUGCGUUCUGCCACAUGCUGGAUAUCCUCCGAUCUGGCUCUGACAUCCAAGACUACUCCCUCACUGGGUAUGUCUGGAGCACUGUCACCCCAAGCCCGGAGCACCUCGGGGAUGAGGUUAACCUGAAGGUGACCGUGUUGUGUGACAGCCUGCGGGAGCCCCUCACUUUUACCUGCAACUGUUCCUCCACUGUAGACUUGCUCAUCUACCAGACCCUGUGCUAUACCCAUGAUGAACUGAGGGGUGUCGAUGUGGGUGACUUCGUGCUAAAGCCCUGUGGGCUGGAGGAAUUCCUGCAGAACAAGCACGCCCUGGGCAGCCACGAGUAUAUUCAGUACUGUCGAAAGUUUGACAUCGACAUUCGGCUACAGCUGAUGGAGCAGAAAGCUGUACGCGGUGACCUGGCCCGGACGGUGAAUGAUGACCAGAGCCCCUCCACCUUGAACUACCUCAUCCAUCUGCAAGAGAGGCCAGUGAAGCAGACCAUCAGCAGGCAGGCCCUGAGUCUUCUGUUUGACACUUACCACAAUGAGGUGGAUGCCUUCCUGUUGGCUGAUGGGGACUUUCCACUGAAGGCCGACAGGGUGGUACAGUCCGUCAAGGCCAUCUGCAAUGCCCUAGCCGCUGUGGAAACCCCUGAGAUCACCAACGCUCUCAACCAGCUGCCCCCCUGCCCUUCCCGAAUGAAGCCUAAAAUUCAGAAGGAUCCCACCGUCUUGGCUGUGAGGGAAAACCGAGAGAAGGUCGUGGAAGCCCUGACAGCUGCCAUCUUGGACCUGGUGGAGCUGUACUGCAACACGUUCAAUGCAGACUUCCAGACAGCAGUGCACGGAAGCCGCAAGCAUGAUCUGGUCCAGGAGGCCUGCCAUUUUUCUGGGCCCCUGGCCUUUACGGUCUAUGCCACCCACCGCAUCCCCAUCAUCUGGGCUACCAGCUAUGAAGAGUUCUACCUCUCCUGCUCCCUCAGCCAUGGCGGCAAGGAGUUGUGCAGCCCCCUGCAGACCCGAAGGGUUCACUUCUCCAAGUACCUCUUCCACCUCAUCAUCUGGGACCAGCAGAUCUGCUUCCCUGUGCAGGUGAACCGGUUGCCUCGGGAGACCCUGCUGUGUGCCACUCUCUAUGCUCUGCCCAUCCCCCCACCCGGGAGCUCCUCGGAGUCCAAUAAGCAGCGGCGGGUGCCCGAAGCCCUGGGCUGGGUCACUGCUCCGCUCUUCAACUUCAGGCAAGUCCUGACCUGUGGCCGGAAGCUUCUGGGCUUAUGGCCAGCAACACAGGAAAGCCCCAGUACCCGUUGGAGUGCACCUAAUUUCCAUCAGCCAGAUAGUGUCAUCCUGCAGAUUGACUUUCCCACCUCAGCCUUCGACAUCAAGUUCACCAGCCCCGCUGGAGACAAGUUCAGCCCCCGCUAUGAGUUUGGCAGCCUCCGGGAGGAAGACCAACACAUGCUUAAAAGCAUCAUGCAGAAGGAGUCCCUGUACUGGCUCACUGAUGCUGACAAAAAGAGCCUGUGGGAGAAGCGGUAUUACUGCCACUCGGAGGUGAGCUCACUCCCCCUGGUGCUCGCUAGCGCCCCCAGCUGGGAGUGGGCUUGCCUGCCCGACAUCUACGCUCUCCUGAAGCAGUGGACCCACAUGAACCACCAGGAUGCCCUGGGGCUCCUGCAUGCCACGUUCCCAGACCAGGAGGUGCGUCGUAUGGCCGUUCAGUGGAUUGGCUCCCUCUCUGAUGCUGAGCUGUUGGACUACUUGCCCCAGCUCGUGCAGGCCUUAAAGUAUGAGUGCUACCUGGACAGCCCCUUGGUGCGCUUCCUCCUGAAACGAGCUGUCUCUGACUUGAGAGUGACUCACUACUUCUUCUGGUUGCUGAAAGACGGCCUCAAGGACUCUCAGUUCAGCAUCCGCUACCAGUAUCUGCUGGCAGCCUUGCUGUGUUGCUGUGGCAAGGGGCUGAGAGAGGAGUUUAACCGCCAGUGCUGGCUUGUCAGUACCCUGGCCAAGCUGGCCCAGCAGGUCCGGGAGGCUGCCCCGUCUGCACGGCCGGGGAUUCUCCGCACGGGCCUGGAGGAGGUGGGGCAGUUUUUUGCCCUCCAUGGCUCCUGCCGCCUGCCGCUUAGCCCCAGUCUGCUGGUUAGGGGCAUCGUGCCCAGGGACUGUUCCUACUUCAACUCCAAUGCAGUCCCCCUCAAGCUCUCCUUCCAAAAUGUGGAUCCGCUGGGCGAGAACAUCCGUGUCAUCUUCAAGUGUGGGGACGACCUUCGCCAGGACAUGCUGACCCUGCAGAUGAUUCGCAUCAUGAGCAAGAUCUGGGUCCAGGAGGGGCUGGACAUGCGCAUGGUCCUCUUCCGCUGCUUCUCCACUGGCCGUGGGAGAGGGAUGGUAGAGAUGAUCCCCAACUCUGAGACCCUGCGCAAGAUCCAGGUGGAGCACGGGGUGACCGGCUCCUUCAAGGACCGGCCCCUAGCCGACUGGCUGCAGAAGCACAACCCUGGGGAGGACGAGUACGAGAAGGCGGUAGAGAACUUCAUCUAUUCUUGUGCUGGCUGCUGUGUGGCCACGUACGUCUUGGGCAUCUGUGACCGUCACAAUGACAACAUCAUGCUGAAGACGACUGGCCACAUGUUCCACAUAGAUUUUGGCCGUUUCCUGGGCCACGCCCAGAUGUUCGGGAACAUCAAGCGGGACCGUGCCCCCUUUGUCUUCACCUCGGACAUGGCGUAUGUCAUCAACGGGGGUGACAAGCCUUCCAGCCGCUUCCAUGAUUUUGUUGACCUUUGCUGCCAAGCCUACAACCUCAUUCGCAAGCACACCCACCUCUUCCUCAACCUUCUGGGCCUGAUGUUGUCCUGUGGGAUCCCUGAGCUCUCAGACCUAGAAGACCUCAAGUAUGUGUAUGAUGCCCUGAGGCCUCAGGACACAGAGGCCAAUGCAACUACCUACUUCACCAGGUUGAUUGAGUCCAGCCUCGGCAGUGUAGCCACAAAGCUCAAUUUUUUCAUUCAUAACCUGGCUCAGAUGAAGUUCACAGGCUCAGACGACCGGCUGACCCUUUCCUUUGCUCCCCGCACACACACUCUCAAGAGCUCUGGCCGCAUCACUGAUGUGUUUCUCUGCCGCCACGAGAAGAUCUUCCACCCCAACAAAGGCUACAUUUAUGUGAUAAAGGUGAUGCGAGAGAAUGCUCACGAGGCCACUUACAUCCAGAGGACAUUUGAGGAGUUCCAGGAAUUACACAAUAAGCUGCGGCUGCUCUUCCCUUCUUCCCUCCUGCCCAGCUUCCCUAGUCGCUUUGUGAUUGGCCGCUCACGGGGAGAGGCGAUGGCGGAGCGGCGGAGGGAGGAGUUAAAUGGCUACAUCUGGCACUUGAUCCACGCAGCCCCUGAGGUGGCCGAGUGUGAUUUGGUGUACACCUUCUUCCACCCCCUGUCCCGGGAUGAGAAGGCUGCGGGCACCAGCCUGGCUCCCAAGUCCUCAGAUGGCACAUGGGCCCGGCCGGUCGGGAAGGUUGGGGGAGAGGUGAAGCUGUCCAUCUCCUACAAAAACAACAAACUCUUCAUCAUGGUGAUGCAUAUUCGGGGCUUGCAACUGCUCCAGGAUGGGAAUGAUCCCGACCCCUAUGUCAAGAUUUACCUCCUUCCUGACCCUCAGAAAACCACUAAGAAGAAAACCAAAGUGGCCCGGAAAACCUGCAACCCCACCUACAAUGAGAUGCUGGUAUAUGAUGGAAUCCCCAAGGGAGACCUGCAGCAGCGGGAGCUACAGCUGAGUGUGCUGAGUGAGCAAGGAUUCUGGGAGAACGUUCUGCUGGGGGAGGUGCACAUCCGCCUGCGAGAGCUGGACCUGGCCCAGGAGAAGACCGGCUGGUUCGCACUGGGAUCUUGA
This is a messenger RNA of Mesoplodon densirostris (Blainville's beaked whale), 4887 nucleotides long. RefSeq names its product phosphatidylinositol-4-phosphate 3-kinase catalytic subunit type 2 beta (gene PIK3C2B). Gene Ontology annotation, cellular component: cytoplasm; phosphatidylinositol 3-kinase complex; plasma membrane. NCBI's taxonomy places the organism in Eukaryota, Metazoa, Chordata, Mammalia, Artiodactyla, Ziphiidae. Gene Ontology annotation, molecular function: 1-phosphatidylinositol-3-kinase activity; 1-phosphatidylinositol-4-phosphate 3-kinase activity; phosphatidylinositol binding. The coding region runs from base 1 to 4887 and encodes 1628 amino acids. The transcript is spliced from 32 exons. Gene Ontology annotation, biological process: phosphatidylinositol-mediated signaling; phosphatidylinositol-3-phosphate biosynthetic process; cell migration. The record is from RefSeq and is a predicted model, not a curated record.